AUGCUCGGGCGCCUGAUUCGUGCGAGUAUAACGCACUCAAGGCCAUGCUAUUUUAUCGUAUCUGGAUUCUGGAGUGAUCUAGCUGCUCCGAAGCAAUCGUCACACCAGCUGACGUCGCUUUCUCUUCCCAUCAAUGUUCCCUUCGCGUGUUCGUUUCUGCCUCGUCCUGCGAAGGGCAAUUGGGCGUUCCGGGUGGCGCCGCAGAAGUGCAGAGCUGCAGCGGUGCCCGAAGCAGACAUCGAGGGCUGGCUGCAGGAGCAGAGGGCCCUGGACGAGGGCGGCGAGCUCUUCGUGAGCCUGCACCGGUUUCUCUUCCUGGCGCACGCGCCGUGA
Messenger RNA from Prorocentrum cordatum, 333 nucleotides. The record is from the annotation of a GenBank genome assembly. NCBI's taxonomy places the organism in Eukaryota, Dinophyceae, Prorocentrales, Prorocentraceae.